AUGCGUGCCUACCAAGUUCUCGCUGUCUUGAGCGCCUUUGCGGCUCUGGCUGUCGCUCACCCGCAAUAUUACGGAGGACAUGAAGAGCAGCACGGCCACAAGCAGCUCUAUGAUUACUAUGCGCAUCCGAAGUACCACUUUGACUACGCCGUGAGCGACCCGCACACCGGCGACUUCAAGAACCAGUGGGAGACGCGCGACGGCGACGUUGUCAAGGGCGAGUACACCGUGCACGACCCUGACGGCACCAUCCGCACCGUCAAGUACACCGCCGACAAGCACCACGGAUUCAACGCCGUCGUGCACAAGACCGGCAAGUCGCAUCACCCCCAGCAUUACGGACACCACUACUAG
Molecule: messenger RNA, 354 nt
Organism: Cloeon dipterum
Lineage: Eukaryota; Metazoa; Arthropoda; Insecta; Ephemeroptera; Baetidae
Product: cuticle protein 19-like
Exons: 3
Coding region: 1-354 (117 amino acids)
Cellular component (GO): extracellular matrix
Source: RefSeq, a predicted model, not a curated record